This is a messenger RNA of Eimeria acervulina, 990 nucleotides long. RefSeq names its product pyridine nucleotide-disulphide oxidoreductase, putative. Gene Ontology annotation, molecular function: NADH dehydrogenase activity. The coding region runs from base 1 to 990 and encodes 329 amino acids. The record is from RefSeq and is a predicted model, not a curated record. Lineage: Eukaryota; Apicomplexa; Conoidasida; Eucoccidiorida; Eimeriidae. The transcript is spliced from 7 exons.
AUGCUGAGAUUGCCACAUCAUCUGCACGCGGUGCUCUCCCGCUCGCGUUUGGGGGUUCCCAGAGUCUUUUCGCGACCUUUUUCAGAUCCUCAGCUGCAUUUCGCGACUUCACCUUCUCUAGAUAAUGCCUCUCCUGCUGCAGCAGCGGCGGUAAACUCCGCCUCAAUGCCCCCCCCAGAGCAACACCAGCAAGAACAGCAGUAUCAGCCAAGUGGUGCUCAUCGUCGAGAACACGUCGUUGUCUUGGGUACCGGCUGGGCUGCUGUGAAUUUUUUUAGAGACCUUGAUCCUGAUAAGUUUGAUGUUACUGUUAUUUCUCCUCGCAAUUAUUUCACCUUCACUCCUCUUCUCCCCAGCGUCUGCGCCGGCACCCUCACGCCUCUCAGCUGCAUUGAGCCAGUGCGAGGGUUUUCUAGAGACAGCAAAGGGAGACGUCUGCUGCAAUUCUAUGAAGCGCAUGCAACAGAUAUUGAUUUCACCAACAAACUCGUCGCCUGUACAAGCCGUUGCUCUCAGUUUAAAGUUCAAUAUGAUAAAUUAGUUGUAGCUGUUGGGACGGAUGCAAACACGUACGGAGUGCCUGGGGUUGAAGCAAAUGCUUUCUUUUUAAAAGAAGUUGAACAAGCUGUACAAAUUCGAAAAAGAGUUAUGUCUAACUUCGAAACAGCUGCAUUACCAACUACGGAUCCCAAGGAGCAGGAGCGUUUGUUGCAUUUUGUAAUUGUUGGUGGGGGGCCAACAGGCGUGGAGACAGCCGCAGAGUUUGCAGACUUUAUUCGCGAAGACAUGCAGCGAAUAUUUCCUGAGUUAAUGCCUCGCGUAACGAUAACAUUAAUCGAAGGAGGCAGCCGUGUGCUGCCUACGUAUGCAGCAGCAAUUAGCAAAUAUGCAGCAUCAGUGCUUACAGAUGUGCUGAGGGAGUUGCGACGUGUCGGUGUCUUGGUUGAGGCGGGAGCUGCCUCGUCUUCAGCGGAUAUUUCCUCAGCUUAA